Molecule: messenger RNA, 429 nt
Organism: Kwoniella botswanensis
Lineage: Eukaryota; Fungi; Basidiomycota; Tremellomycetes; Tremellales; Cryptococcaceae
Product: histone H3
Exons: 4
Coding region: 1-429 (142 amino acids)
Cellular component (GO): nucleus; nucleosome
Molecular function (GO): DNA binding; protein heterodimerization activity; structural constituent of chromatin
Source: RefSeq, a predicted model, not a curated record
AUGGCCCGAACCAAGCAAACCGCUCGAAAAUCCACCGGUGGUAAAGCCCCAAGAAAGCAACUCGCUACCAAGGCUGCUCGAAAAUCCACUUCCAAGACCCAAGGAGCCGUUACCUCAGGUGGUGUCAAGAAGCCUCACAGAUACAGACCUGGUACUGUCGCUCUUAGAGAAAUCAGACGAUACCAAAAAUCCACUGAGCUCCUUAUCCGAAAACUCCCUUUCCAGCGAUUAGUCAGAGAAAUCGCUCAAGACUUCAAGACUGACUUGCGAUUCCAAUCUUCCGCCGUUCUCGCUCUUCAAGAAGCCUCUGAAGCUUACCUCGUCUCUCUCUUCGAGGACACCAACCUUGCUGCCAUCCACGCUAAGAGAGUUACCAUCCAACCUAAGGAUCUUCAACUCGCCCGAAGACUCCGAGGUGAACGAUCAUAA